UUGUCUUCAUCUAGAGUCAACUGUUCCAUCCACUCUUCAUCGCGUCUCACGCACACGCUCACCCACAUUUCAUACCACGCACACACUCACAUACGCCAGGAGCUUUCGCGGGUGGAAUUGAAAAGAAAAAUGCGAGGAGGGAGGCGGAAUCCACACACGCGCCGCUGAUUCGCAAAUGGGUUUGAAGGCCUGCCUAUUUUCAAUUUUCUCUUUUAAAAAGUCAUCAAUUUACGCAGAGAUUUUCGUUGACACAUGUGGCGAACAAAUGCGGGCACGGGGAGGGCAAAUCUCCGCGUAUGAAUGCAGUGUUAAAUGUGUCAUUCACAGGUUGAACCGCUCUCCAGUGUGCAUGUGCAAUUUGGCGGUCAAAUUGUAAAUACAAAUUUUGAUGGACUACUCCCGAUCGUUGCUGGCUGCUCAUUUUGAAGUCUGAGACAAGUGUUAUAUCUAUUCCUUAGCCGGAGGUGCCCCUGGACAAGUAAUGAAAAAAGGAGCUUGUAUCUCUAUCGGUGACCGACUGGGACGUUUUAUUAGAACAACCAGUAUUGGAUAGCGGAUUUCGGAGUGGAGCUGAACUCAAGAUGUUGAGGGCUUGCUGGUUGCUCGAUCCACAAUGGGUUAGUUCGAACGACACAGUUAAAAAAUGCACAUGCGCAGAAGAAUCACCAGACUUCGAUGUGAACCUUCCCGCCUUUAUGGACUUCUCACCGACCGAACUGCCCACAACUGGAGGGAUGACCACUGGCAUGACCACAGCAUCAGAAACAUCAUCUAGCACAGCCUCUGCAACUCAAACAACAAACGCCACCACUCUCCGAGAAACGACAAGUACAGGGUGGUCUUUAAGAACUGUGACGACGGUUACGCAACACGCGCAGGAAGCUGCUGAAAAUUCGGCGUCCACAUUAAAAGACAGUCGUCUGAUGCUAAUAGCGACGUCAUCAUCUGGUGGUGCUUGUGUUCUUCUCCUUCUCUUCACUCUCUUCAUAUUCCUCAUCUAUAAGGGCAGAGAAAGAAAGCAAUCAAACAGGGAUAUCGACGUGAUACCGGUAACAAACGAGGAAGGUUCGUUCCAAGGUACACCAAUACCAGGAGACCUCAAGAGACAGCUCGCUGGUCCCGGAGGCAACAACAACCCCACGCUAACAGAAUCACAAGACAAGGGCAUCGACGGAUCAGCAAACUUAAGUUCGACUAAUGGAGUUACAACAAACACUGUAGUGACUUUAACGGAUAAGACAUUGAAAGGGGAUCCCGUAUGACCCCUGUUUAUUAUUUUGUAGAAGUUAAAUUAUUCUAGAGCUUAAAUAAAUGCAGCAGAUUUGAUAUUGAUAUAACGGACCAUAUGCAAUUAUAAGCUAGAACGCUAUUAUGAUGAGUUUUGUGGAAGAAUCAAUGUCAUUGUCAAAGGCAAAAUAUCAUGCCCUAAAUCAAGCAAGAUGAAUUAAACGGAAGUAAGGCUUUGCUGACCUAAAAGCAAGACUUCGUUCAUUUUGAAGCUGAAGUCUGUGAAUGAUAUGGCUCUGUGGCAGUGACAGAAAGCCAUUCUCUGAGAUGCAGAAGGAUGUUGAGGAGUCAGUGUGGUCAAGACAAGAUCUCUUUGAUAAUCUUCACACUUGGAUAAUAGAUGGAUGGAUCCAAAUACCAUCUUCACUCUUUUCUCAAAUUUGCGGUUCGGGAACCUUUACAAAUGCCAGAGCUUGUUGUUCAGAAAUAUGUCAAUCAGGGUUUGUAUGUCCAGAGGACUGUCUGUGAGUAUGUUGGGAAGAGUCCAAUUUUGAAGAGAUCGUGGUAGACAUGUUAUUCCAACAUUUUUUCCAACAUCACGUGCUUCGCCGUUCACAAUAGACCGAUGCAGCAUCACAUCUCUCAUGCAGUCCGUGGACAUGUGGGAAAUGACAGAAAAUUGCAAAACAUGAUGAAAUUGUAUUUGCAAGGUAUUGCCAUGGAGACUGCGUGCUAUAUGUGUGAAAUAUCAAACGUGUAUGUGACUGGAAGGUAAAAAGAACGCUACGUCUUCUUUCGUUGAUUUGAAUUAGUAAUGGUUGCCAAUUAUAGCAUUAAGGUCACGGGUUCUGGAAAAUGGGAGCUUUCAAAU
Messenger RNA from Strongylocentrotus purpuratus (purple sea urchin), 2098 nucleotides. RefSeq lists its product as uncharacterized. Lineage: Eukaryota; Metazoa; Echinodermata; Echinoidea; Camarodonta; Strongylocentrotidae. The transcript has 4 exons. The record is from RefSeq and is a predicted model, not a curated record. Bases 582 to 1262 code for a protein of 226 amino acids.